AUGCGCUCGCCUUUGUUGGAGGAGUUCAGGAGCAACAAGAGCAAGAAAUACGAGUUGAAGGAUAUCUUUGGUCACGUUGUCGAGUUCUCUGGUGAUCAGCAUGGUUCGCGAUUCAUACAGCAGAAGUUGGAGACUGCGAAGAGUGAUGAGAAGGAGAUCGUUUUCAACGAGAUCUUGCCAAACUGCUUGCAGUUGAUGACGGAUGUGUUCGGAAACUAUGUUGUGCAGAAGUUCUUUGAGCAUGGUGAUCAGAGCCACAAGACGACUUUGGCGAAGCAGAUGGAGGGGCAUGUGUUGAGUUUGGCAUUGCAAAUGUACGGAUGCCGUGUGGUGCAGAAGGCGCUCGAGCACGUUUUGGUUGAGCAGCAGGCUGCGCUUGUGAAGGAGCUUGACGGACACGUCUUGAAGUGCGUCAAGGACCAGAACGGUAAUCACUGUAUCCAGAAGGCGAUUGAGCGUGUUCCUCAGGAGCACCUUCAGUUCAUCCUGGAUGCGUGCCGGGAACAGGCUUUCGCGCUCGCUACUCACCCCUAUGGAUGCCGUGUUAUCCAGAGGAUCUUGGAGUACUCUGACGACACUGCUCCUUUGUUGGACGAGUUGCACCAGCAUACCGACGCCCUCAUCCAGGACUCGUAUGGUAACUACGUUAUCCAGCAUGUGAUUGAGCGCGGCCAGCCCGAGGACCGCUCCAAGAUCAUUGAGGCGGUCAAGGGUAAGGUUCUUCCUUACUCCAAGCACAAGUUCGCUUCCAACGUGGUGGAGAAGUGCAUUAUUCACGGCACCACCGAGGAGAAGCAUACUGUCUUGGAGGAGAUGGUCGAGGUUAAGGAGGAUGGCGCUAACCCCCUGUUGUUGAUGAUUAAGGAUCAGUAUGCCAAUUAUGUUGUGCAGAAGAUGCUUGAUAUUUCGGAGGGUGAUCAGAGGGAGAUGUUGGUUGGUAAGAUUCGGCCGCAUUUGCAGAACCUGAAGAAGUACAGCUACGGAAAGCACUUGGUCAGCAUCGAGAAAUUGAUGGCCUUGUCUAUCGACGCUGAGGAGCAGGAGGAGACCAACGGCGAGCAGCAGGAGGAGACCCCUGCUGUCAACGGCGAGGCCGAAAAAGAGGAGGAGACCAAGGAGGUCGAGACGAACGGCGACGAUAAGGAGGAGCAAAAAGAGGAGGAGACGACGGCUUAAGAUAUAAUGUGAUGGUUCCUUUCGUUUUGGAUGGUCUUUUUUCGGCGUUUAGGGAUUUUGUAAGCUGUAUACGUACAUAG
Saitoella complicata NRRL Y-17804 is the source of this 1256-nucleotide messenger RNA. RefSeq names its product Pumilio1 in complex with Cyclinb reverse Rna. The record is from RefSeq and is a predicted model, not a curated record. The transcript has 2 exons. Gene Ontology annotation, cellular component: cytoplasm. The coding region runs from base 1 to 1176 and encodes 391 amino acids. Gene Ontology annotation, molecular function: mRNA 3'-UTR binding. Gene Ontology annotation, biological process: nuclear-transcribed mRNA catabolic process, deadenylation-dependent decay. NCBI's taxonomy places the organism in Eukaryota, Fungi, Ascomycota, Saitoellomycetes, Saitoellales, Saitoellaceae.